GUCAAGGUGGACUUGACGCAGUCGAUGACGCUGUCGCAGAGCACGCCCGAGCUCAUCAACAUCGAGGAUGCCACGGUGAAGCACGAGGACGUUGCUCAGACCUCUGGAGCCACUGAAGACGAGGAGAGCAUUGUUGAGGAAGAGCAGGAGCAGGGCCAGGUGCCGAUUGAGCCCGUAGCUGCGGAGCCUGUCGUUGACGCGGCCCCCGCACCUGAAGCACUGGCGUCGCCGAAGAGCCCCAACGCACCGCCCGCUUCGUGGGAGGCGAUCACGUCCAGUCCGGUGGUGAAGGCGACUCCUGCCGAAGAGACUGCGACUCCGUUGUCGCUCGACGACACUCCGACCGAAAGUGCUGAGACCACUGAAUCUCUUUCGAUCAACGUUCCUGCCGAGAACGCCGAGGCUGCUGCCGAGGACAAGGGCGCGAGCUCUCCUGUCAGCAGCGGCGGCUCUUCGCCUGGCAAGCGCAACCGCAACCGGUCAAAGAAGUCCAAGAGCAAGAAGAAGAAAGGCAAGAAGAAAUUCAAGGCUUAAUCGCACGUGACCGAGCGCUGCCCGACCUUGAUUCUGCCCUGCGGAUCUCGCUCGGUGCAUGUAAUUAGUUUCUUUUUAAUAUAGCGGCUGUGCGCCUUACUUUGCAG
Messenger RNA from Phytophthora sojae, 641 nucleotides. RefSeq lists its product as hypothetical. Bases 25 to 534 code for a protein of 169 amino acids. The record is from RefSeq and is a predicted model, not a curated record. The transcript has a single exon. Lineage: Eukaryota; Oomycota; Peronosporomycetes; Peronosporales; Peronosporaceae.